Messenger RNA from Heterobasidion irregulare TC 32-1, 642 nucleotides. RefSeq lists its product as uncharacterized. The coding region runs from base 80 to 514 and encodes 144 amino acids. The record is from RefSeq and is a predicted model, not a curated record. Gene Ontology annotation, biological process: maturation of SSU-rRNA from tricistronic rRNA transcript (SSU-rRNA, 5.8S rRNA, LSU-rRNA); translation. Gene Ontology annotation, molecular function: structural constituent of ribosome; RNA binding. NCBI's taxonomy places the organism in Eukaryota, Fungi, Basidiomycota, Agaricomycetes, Russulales, Bondarzewiaceae. The transcript has 4 exons. Gene Ontology annotation, cellular component: ribosome; cytosolic small ribosomal subunit.
CACACCCGCUCGAUACAACUAACGACCGCAAGAAGGCUCCCCCAUCAAGCUGAGCCGGCCCUCUCUCCCUUAGAACAAAAUGGCGUCAACAACUAAGGCUGUUCAGACUUUCGGUAAAAAGAAGACCGCAACGGCGGUCGCACACGCCCGUGAGGGCAAGGGCCUGAUUCGUAUCAAUGGCUCUCCCAUCAACCUCGUUCAGCCAGAGAUCCUCCGGUUCAAGGUCUAUGAGCCCAUUCUCGUCGCCGGCGAGGAAUCUUUUGCUUCCGUCGACAUUCGAGUGCGCGUAAAGGGUGGUGGACACACUUCCCAGGUCUACGCCAUCCGCCAAGCCAUCAGCAAGGCCAUCGUUGCCUACUACGCGAAGUACGUUGAUGCGUACAGCGCCAUCGAGUUGAAGAAGAAGCUAGUUGCAUACGACCGAACUCUUUUGAUCGCGGACCCAAGACGGAUGGAGCCCAAGAAGUUCGGUGGUGCUGGUGCCCGUGCUCGCAGGCAGAAGAGUUACCGGUGAAGGAUUUUUGUCGCUGUCUAUUUCCUUGCAUCAUCAUGUGUUACUUUUCCUCCUUGCUAUGACAUGACAACAUGCCUCCCCUUCAAAAUCGACAUGUUCUCUAUGGGCGGCGCCCUUGCGCUGAUAUG